AUGGGGAAGAAAGUGGCAAUCGUUGGAGCUGGAGUGAGUGGCCUGGCCUCCAUCAGAGCCUGUUUGGAAGAAGGGCUUGAGCCUACCUGCUUUGAGAAGAGCAAUGAUGUUGGAGGCUUGUGGAAAUUCUCAGACCAUGCAGAAGAAGGAAGAGCCAGCAUUUACCAAUCUGUAGUCACCAACUCUUGCAAAGAAAUGAUGUGUUUCCCAGACUUCCCUUAUCCUGAUGACUAUCCUAACUACAUGCAUAACACUAAACUCCAGGAAUAUAUAAAAAUGUUUGCUAAAAAGAAGAAUCUUUUAAAAUAUAUACAAUUUGAGACACUGGUCACUAGCAUAAAGAAAUGUGCUAAUUUCCCAGUCACUGGUCAAUGGGAUAUUGUCACUGAAAGGGAUGGAAAUCAGGAAUCAUCCGUAUUUGAUGCUGUGCUGAUUUGCUCAGGACACCAUGUGUACCCCAAACUGCCUGUUGAUUCCUUUCCUGGACUAGCAAAGUUUCAAGGCAACUAUAUGCACAGCCGGGAUUAUAAGAGUCCAGAAGCCUUCAAAGGAAAGAGAGUGCUUGUGAUUGGCCUAGGGAAUUCUGGGUCAGAUAUUGCUGUUGAACUCAGCCACACAGCAUCACAGGUCUUUAUCAGCACCAGAAGUGGUUCUUGGCUAAUGACUCGUGUUUGGGAUGAUGGUUACCCUUGGGACAUGGUGUAUAUAACUCGGUUCAAAACUUUUCUCUGGAAUCUCCUCCCUAACUUUGUCUCUGAUUGGUUAUAUGUUAGGAGGAUGAACUCACGAUUUAAACAUGAGAACUAUGGCCUGAUGCCUUCCAAUAGGGCCUCAAGAAAAGAGCCUUUGUUCAAUGACGAGCUUCCAGCCCGCAUCAUCUGUGGUGCAGUGUCCAUCAAGCCCAACGUAAAGGAGUUCACAGAGACGUCCGCAGUGUUUCAGGACGGGACCGAGUUUGGCUCCAUAGACUCUGUCAUCUUUGCAACUGGCUAUGGUUAUGCCUACCCUUUCCUGGAUGACUCAAUCAUCAAAAGCAGAGACAAUGAAGUGACACUAUAUAAAGGCAUCUUCCCUCCUCCUCUUGAGAAGCCGACCCUGGCUGUCAUUGGCCUCGUCCAGUCGCUCGGUGCUGCCAUCCCUACGGCUGACCUACAAGCCCGCUGGGCUGCCAAAGUCCUUACAGGUUCUUGCACUUUGCCUUCUUGCAAGGCUAUGAUGGAUGACAUUGAUGAGAAAAUGGGGAAAAAGCUCAAGUGGUUUGGCCAGAGUCAGACAUUACAGACUGAUUACAUCACAUACAUGGAUGAACUCGCCUCCUUUAUAGGAACAAAGCCCAAUAUAUUGUGGCUUUUUCUAACAGACCCCAAACUGGCAGUGGAAGUUUACUUUGGCCCCUGCAGCCCUUACCAAUUUCGUCUGACUGGGCCAGGAAAGUGGGAUGGAGCCAGAAAUGCCAUCUUGACCCAGUGGGACCGAACAGUGAAGCCUUCCAGGACAAGGGCUGUCAGCUGUGCCCAGAAACCACAGCAUUUUCUCUAUCUGCUUAAAAUAUUCUCCUUCUCUGUAUUCCUUCUAGCUAUUAUGCUUGCAUAUCAUUAAUAGUCAAUUAAUAGCCAAUUACUGCCAGGGCCAGAAGGGUAUUCUCAAAAGUCAAUACUCCCACCCCUGCAAAGAAUAUUCAAAACAUUUUUCAAUAUACUAGCUUUAUCACUCAUUCUUGUUAAGAAGGUACUGAUGAGGUAGAAGUCACAGUUAUCACCCCUAGUUCAAUGAAUCAAUCAAUAAACGUUUUAAAUGACUAGGAUCAAAAGUUCGGCUUCUCAAACUUUUUUUCAUU
Messenger RNA from Monodelphis domestica (gray short-tailed opossum), 1837 nucleotides. Its product is annotated as putative dimethylaniline monooxygenase [N-oxide-forming] 6. Gene Ontology annotation, molecular function: NADP binding; flavin adenine dinucleotide binding; N,N-dimethylaniline monooxygenase activity. NCBI's taxonomy places the organism in Eukaryota, Metazoa, Chordata, Mammalia, Didelphimorphia, Didelphidae. The record is from RefSeq and is a predicted model, not a curated record.